CUCUCUUCAGAUAGAUUGUGUCAGAAAUGAGUUAAAUUGUAGGACACCCACUGGCUGUUGCAGAAUUGGCUUGGUGUGGGGGUUUUCCCCACAUCUAGUAUCAGAAGUGUUGUGUGGUAGUAGUAUUUGACUAAAGGAGAAACACAGGAAGGAAGACUGAGGGGUUUUAUGGUUUUUUGUUUUUUUUUUCCCUAUACUCCCUCCUGCCAUCCAUUCUCUUCCCUUCUCUGCCUUGCUUUGGGUCUUGGGGCACUGACCUCUGUGACUGCAUCAAUGAGCUCUCUUGCCCUCGGACUUCUUGUUGAGUCCAGCCAGUGAGAGGAAUCGGAAACUAGGAAGGUGGGAAAGAAAGGAGUCCUCCUACUGAGGUCUUUCCCCAGAGACCCGAGAACAGAGGGCAGGGGACUUGCGGGAGGAUUGAAGUUCAGGGCCACUGCCAAGGAGAAAGAGUGAAGAGGCAGUCAAAGGCUCCCUGGCUCAGACCCAGGCAGGCGGAUCGGGCGGACUCAUUCAUCCAGGGCCAGCCGGGGGCCGAGACUGCCGAGCUGGCUGGCCCGGCCCAGGCCCGUCUGGGGGCUGGGAGGGGAUUUCUUCAGACUCCCUCCCCCAGGGCUGGGCGAGCAGGAACCUCUGGAGGAUUUUAAUUUGGGGAGGGACCAAGGCGUGCCUGGCAGGGCGGCAACUUCAGGGCAGCUGAGGCAGCCCGUUGGCCCAGGGCGCCUGGAAGCCAGGGAGCAGCCUCUCCUGCCUGGGACGCCCCUCCGCCCCGCCGAGGAAAGGCACUGGAAACCAACAGCUGUGCCAGAGCGCCUGGGAAAGAGCCACGGCCCUAAGACAAUAGGGUCGUCCGUUUCUCUCUGACAUCCGUGUCCCUGUCAGGUAGAGGGAGGACCCAGGACAAUGGCUGCUGCUCAUGAUUUGGUGAUGGAGGAGGAAGUGAAUCUGAAUAUGGACAGAGAGAUGAAAGAAGAGCUGGAGGAAAAGGAGAAAGUGACAGAGGCCCAGGCAGGUAAAGAACCGUUCAAGAAUAAAAAGGUCCACAGGAUUGUCUCAAAAUGGAUGCUUCCUGAACCGGUGCGAAGAACAUACCUGGAAAGAGCUAACUGCCUCCCGCCCCCUGUGUUCAUUAUCUCCAUCAGCCUUGCUGAGCUGGCAGUGUUCAUUUACUAUGCUGUGUGGAAGCCUCAGAAACAGUGGAUCACCUUGGACACGGGCAUCUUGGACAGCCCCUUUAUCUACAGUCCUGAGAAGAGGGAGGAAGCCUGGAGGUUUGUCUCAUACAUGCUGGUCCAUGCUGGAGUUCAGCACAUCCUGGGGAAUCUUGUUAUGCAGCUGAUUUUGGGUAUUCCCUUGGAAAUGGUCCACAAAGGCCUCAGAGUGGGGCUGGUGUACCUGGCCGGAGUGAUUGCAGGAUCCCUUGCCAGCUCCAUCUUUGACCCACUCAAAUCUCUUGUGGGUGCUUCAGGAGGAGUCUAUGCUCUGAUGGGGGGCUACUUUAUGAACGUCCUAGUGAAUUUUCGAGAAAUGAUUCCUGCCUUUGGAAUUGUCAGACUACUGAUCAUCAUCCUUAUAGUCUUGUCGGAUAUGGGAUUUGCGCUCUACAGACGGUUCUUUGUCCCUGCAAACGGGUCCCCGAUGAGCAGAAAGGGAAAUGGAUUUCAGUUGAUGGCUGACUCACUCAUGGCACUGAAGGGCACUGAAUCUGCUCUGCACCCCCAAGGAGAGAAAUUCACAGAACAAGUCGAAGACGACUAUGGUAUAACUUCCAGCUCCUCAGAUUCACCUAAGCUAAGAGAGGUUUGGGUUAAUCUUGCUGUUUUUGCUAUUUAAAUAUAUGAAAUAUGGGUUUUUAAUAAGACAAUGAGCUCACAUUAUAUAGAUUGUUCUGUAACUUGUUUUAUAAUGACUUAGGGAUCUUUCUGUUAGUUCAUAGAGACCUUUAUUCUCUGAAUUGCUGAAUGAUAAAGAUAUAUUAUAGUUUAUUUAACCAUUCCUCUGUUGAACACUGAAGUUGUUGCUGACUUUGUACUAUUACCAUGUACUAUCCUAGUAUGUGCAGUGUGUCUUUGAGAGUGAAUGAAUGAAUAGUUCAAGCAUCCAGAAGCAGAAACGUUAAUUUUGACCGAUUUAGACUGCCUUUUAAGUAACUGUACCACUUAUAUUCUUACAGAUAGCAUAUGAAUUAACGGUUUCCUCAUACUUUUGGCAAAGGCAGGUAUUAUAAAUCUUGGGAAAAUUUGCAUUUUGAUAGUUAAAAAAUAAUACGUUAUUUUAAUUUGUAUUUCUCUGACUACUAAUGAGGCAUAGUGUUUUUUAAGUUUAUUAGUAAUUUAUAUGACAUAAUGUACAAAUAUGAAAAAAAUAUAUAAACUUUUUUCCCUGAUGAAAGAGUUGCAUUUAAUCUGAAAAGUAGCUAUUGGUUGGCAAAGAAGCCCAGGGAAGAAAUAUUCAUCUGCCAUCACCAGCCCACCAGGUCACUAGCUCUGAAGAGAGAUCUUUAAUGACCUAAAGUGCAACAUAAUUGUUAAUAAUAGAAAACUAGACAGAGAAACAGGAUUCAUCUAACUAUGAAAUCGGACAUGACCCAUUGAUUAUUAAGACUGAUGACUAAGAAGUUAUCAUCUAGUUAGAUUUUUUUGGUACUAGAAACACCG
Camelus dromedarius (Arabian camel) is the source of this 2654-nucleotide messenger RNA. RefSeq names its product rhomboid like 2 (gene RHBDL2). Gene Ontology annotation, molecular function: serine-type endopeptidase activity. Lineage: Eukaryota; Metazoa; Chordata; Mammalia; Artiodactyla; Camelidae. The transcript is spliced from 8 exons. The record is from RefSeq and is a predicted model, not a curated record. The coding region runs from base 901 to 1830 and encodes 309 amino acids. Gene Ontology annotation, cellular component: membrane.